Messenger RNA from Plasmodium vinckei vinckei, 684 nucleotides. RefSeq names its product conserved Plasmodium protein, unknown function. The record is from RefSeq and is a predicted model, not a curated record. The transcript has 6 exons. Lineage: Eukaryota; Apicomplexa; Aconoidasida; Haemosporida; Plasmodiidae. Bases 1 to 684 code for a protein of 227 amino acids.
AUGGGUAUUGAAGAUAUAACGACGGAUGAAUUAGAAAAGGCUAUUAAAUCCUUCGUUACAAUCGAAACAGCUAGUCAAAUAAGCAGGAGAAAUGUCCGAACACAAUUGGAACAAAUUUUUAAUUUGGAAGAAAAUGCAUUAUAUGAAAGAAAAAAGGAAAUUAAUGAGGUCCUUAACAACAUAUUGAAAGAGCUUCUUGAGGAAGACGAAAAACAAAAAGGCAGUGAGGAAAAUACAGAUUCUGCAAAUAAAAAUGACACAAAGGCCAAUGAUGGUCAAGAAAAGGAAGUACAAAAUGAAAAAACACAAAAAAACAGUAACAAUGAUAAAACAAAUAAGAUAGUGAAAAAGGAAAAGGUAAAUGAUAGUGAGUCAUCAAGCUCCGAAUCGAAUACUAAGAAUAAAAAUUCUUCAAAAAAAAGAAAACAAAAUCCAGCCGAAAACUUACCCGCUAAAAAAAGACAAGCGAAUGUGAUGACAAAAGAUUAUUUUAUGGAAAAUGCAGAAACAUUAUGCUGCAACUUAACAGAAGAUAUCCAAUUAAAAUUAGAACCACGAGUGUUCAAUACUGGAAGCUGUGGAUGGCAUAUGAUGGACAAAAUUUAUCUUUCAGUUGGCGAGCAUGAUGUUCUUUGCCAGCUUUGCAUUAAUUGUUCCGUUAUUGGAAGCAAACAGUGGAAUUAA